Aspergillus terreus NIH2624 is the source of this 1827-nucleotide messenger RNA. RefSeq names its product carnitine O-acetyltransferase CAT2. Gene Ontology annotation, biological process: carnitine metabolic process. NCBI's taxonomy places the organism in Eukaryota, Fungi, Ascomycota, Eurotiomycetes, Eurotiales, Aspergillaceae. The record is from RefSeq and is a predicted model, not a curated record. The transcript has 3 exons. The coding region runs from base 1 to 1827 and encodes 608 amino acids. Gene Ontology annotation, cellular component: mitochondrion; peroxisome. Gene Ontology annotation, molecular function: carnitine O-acetyltransferase activity.
AUGGCGCGCAAAGCUUCCUCCGUCCCUGAGGGCUACAAAGAAGAUCUCUCCAAGGGGAGACUCCUCCGUUUCGAAGACUCCCUCCCCCGUCUGCCAGUUCCUUCUCUCGAAGAAACCGGCCGUCGCUACCUCAAAUCCGUCCACGCCGUCGUCUCCGAGGCCGAGUACGAGCGCACCAAGAAGGCCGUCGAGGCCUUCAUCCGCCCCGGCGGUGAGGGCCAGCCGCUCCAGGAGCGUCUCCUCGCCCGCGCCGCCGACCCCAACUGCAAGAACUGGCUGACCGAAUGGUGGAACCACGCCGCCUACCUCGGUUACCGGGACCCCGUCAUCCCCUAUGUCUCGUACUUCUACUCCUACCGCGAUGACCGCGCCCGCCGGGACCCCGCCAAGCGGGCCGCCUCGGUCACCUCGGCCGCGCUCGAAUUCAAGCGCCAGGUCGACGACGGCUCUCUGGAGCCCGAGUACAUGCGCGGCCAGCCCAUGGCCAUGAGCUCCUACCAGUACAUGUUUAACUGCUGCCGCAUCCCCGCCGAGGGCGCCGACUACCCCCAGAAGUACCCGGCCGCCGAGCACGAGCACAUCGUCGUCGUGCGCAAGAACCAGUUCUUCAAGGUGCCCCUGGUCGUGAACGGUCAGCGCCUCAACAACUCCGAGAUCGAGCAGCAGUUCCGUCGCAUCUACCAGGUCGCGCAGCGCGCGGACCCCGUCGGUGUGCUCACGGUCGCCAACCGUGACCUCUGGACGGACGCUCGCAAGAAGCUGCUGGCGGCUCACCCGGCCAACGAGCAGACGCUCCGCGACAUUGAAUCCGCUGGCUUCGUCGUCUGCCUGGACGACGCCACCCCCGUGACCCUGGAGGAGCGCGCCCACCAGUACUGGCACGGCGACGGCAUGAACCGCUGGUUCGACAAGCCCCUGCAGUUCAUCAUCAACGACAACGGCACCGCCGGGUUCAUGGGCGAGCACAGCAUGAUGGACGGCAGCCCCACCCACCGCAUGAACGACCACCUCAACAACCUCAUCUUCAACAACAAGAUCGACCUGUCGGAGAAGUCCGUGCGUUCGGACCUGCCCGACCCGCGCCCCCUCAACUUCCACCUCAACCAGGAGGUGCGCGAGGCGAUCGACGCUGCCACCAAGGAGCAUCGUAGCCAGAUCGCGGCCCAUGAGCUGCGCGUGCAGGCGUACCAGGGCUACGGCAAGGGUCUGAUCAAGAAGUUCAAGUGCAGCCCCGAUGCCUACGUCCAGAUGAUCAUCCAGCUGGCCUACUUCAAGAUGUACGGCAAGAACCGCCCCACCUACGAGUCCGCGUCGACCCGGAAGUUCCAGGAGGGCCGCACCGAGACCAUCCGCUCGGUGUCGGACGACAGCGUCGCCUUCUGCAAGGCCAUCUCCGACCCCGCCGUUCCCCGCGAGGAGGCCGUGCGCCUCUUCCGCCAAGCGCUUGCCGCGCACUCCAAGUACACUGCCGAGGCCAGCGACGGCCGUGGUGUCGACCGCCACCUCUUCGGUCUGAAGAAGCUCCUCCGCGAGGGCGAGAAGCUGCCCGCCCUGUACGAGGACCCCGCCUACGCCUACAGUGGAUCGUGGUACCUCUCCACCAGCCAGCUGAGCUCGGAGUUCUUCAAUGGAUACGGAUGGUCGCAGGUGAUUGACGAUGGAUUCGGCAUCGCCUACAUGAUCAACGAGAACAGCCUUAACUUCAACAUUGUUUGCAAGCGGAUUGGAGCCGACCGCAUGAGCUACUACCUGAACGAGGCGGCCACUGACCUGCGCGACAUGCUGAUGCCCGACCUGGCUGCGCAGGCCGAGAAGGCGAAGAUGUAA